Rana temporaria (common frog) is the source of this 1614-nucleotide messenger RNA. RefSeq names its product growth/differentiation factor 8-like. Gene Ontology annotation, biological process: SMAD protein signal transduction. The record is from RefSeq and is a predicted model, not a curated record. Gene Ontology annotation, molecular function: growth factor activity; cytokine activity. Bases 135 to 1247 code for a protein of 370 amino acids. NCBI's taxonomy places the organism in Eukaryota, Metazoa, Chordata, Amphibia, Anura, Ranidae. Gene Ontology annotation, cellular component: extracellular region. The transcript is spliced from 3 exons.
CUAAGUAACACAUGAUUUAUCAUUGCAGAUUUGUUUUUAAGCUCAAAUCUUAAUUGUAAUAGGAAAGUUUGCUUUCCACAGCCUGGCAGCUACCCAAUUAUUUAAAAAAGGCACAAAAUUAAUUAUAUGAGAACAUGGUAAAGGUACAUGUCUGCAGUUUUAUUUACCUGUGCAUUCUGGUAAUACUUUCUCCUGUAAAUAUGAACAACAACAAUCAAGCGACCGAUAAGGACAUCUUGUGCAGUUCUUGUACUUGGAGACAGAACAGCAAAUCUUCAAGAUUAGAAGCCAUAAAGAUCCAGAUACUUAGCAAACUUCGACUGGAGCAGGCACCUAACAUCAGCAAGGAUGCUAUAAAAAAUCUUUUACCCAAAGCUCCUCCGUUAGAAGAGCUGAUUGACCAGUAUGAUGUUCAGGGUGAUGACAGCAGUGAGGGAUCCAUGGAAGAAGAUGAUUAUCAUGCCACCACUGAAACUAUUAUCACCAUGUCCACAGAGCCUGACUUUUCAACUACAGAGAAACAAAAAUGUUGUUACUUCAAAUUCAGCUCUAUAAUGCAGUACAAUAAAAUAGCAAAAGCACAGCUUUGGAUUUAUUUGAAGCCAGUCCAAAGACAUACCACAGUUUUUGUGCAGACAUUCAGACUUCCCAGAUCAUCAAAUGAUGGCACAAGAUCUACUGGAAUCCGACCACUAAAGCUUGAGAUGACCCCGGGACCUGGUGUCUGGAAAAGCCUUGAUGUGAAAGCUGCACUGCAAAACUGGCUUAAACAACCUGAAUCCAGUAUUGGUAUAGAAAUAAAAGCUUCUGAUGAAAUGGGUAGAGACAUCCAAUUAGGCCAUCGUGGUUCAAAUGAAGACGGGCUGAAUCCCUUCAUAGAGGUUAAAGUGAUGGAUACUCCAAAAAGAUCCCGUAGAGAUUUUGGCCUAGAUUGUGAUGAACAUUCAACAGAGUCUCGGUGCUGUCGUUAUCCACUAACAGUUGAUUUUGAAGCUUUUGGAUGGGACUGGAUUAUUGCACCAAAAAGAUACAAAGCUAACUACUGCUCUGGAGAAUGUGGAAUUGUAUUUUUGCAGAAAUACCCCCAUACUCAUCUUGUUCAGCAAGCAAACCCCAGAGGUUCUGCAGGCCCUUGCUGCACCCCAACUAAAAUGUCUCCAAUCAAUAUGUUAUAUUUCAAUGAAAAUGAAGAAAUCAUUUAUGGAAAAAUUCCAGCAAUGGUAGUAGAUCGCUGUGGGUGUUCAUGAAUACGCAGUUAAAUGUCUCCAAUCUCCCCAAUCAACAUAUAGGACUUUAAUGAAAAUGAACAAACCAUUAAUAGAAAACUUCCAGCAAUGGUAGAAGAUCACUGUGGUGCUCUGGAAUAUGUUGUUCUGAUAAUAUCAAGAGAGUUGGAGCAAUUUCAUUCUCCCUUCGUAAAGAAACAGACUGUCAUCACCUUUUCAUUAAGCUGAGAAGACAUAUAAGCUUGCUGUUUUCAUUUCUUCUUACCAACUGUUACACACAAAUACCUUGCAUGAAAAUGCAGAAAGGAAACUUUGGGACAAUGUAAAUGUACUGUAUUUUCAACAUAAACCUUAAACAUCCAAAGGUUAUUAAACUAGUUCAUUAUAA